AUGGAUGAUAUUCGAUGCAGAGUACUACCUGAAGAGUGGAAUAGUUGCACCAUCGAACGUCUUGAGCAGCUCUCUGUGUACAUACCAUUCAAGAAACCCCGCCCCUCAGAAUAUUUGCAUAAUACGAUGAAGAAUUCGAUAUUUUCUCUGACCCCGCUGGUCUCCUUCUGCUCCGCUGCGCGUCUACUCCUCCAGAUCCCCAAUACGCACCUUGUAAACCCCUCCACUCUUCCGUCUACAACACAUGCAACCCUGCAAUCAUCUGGGCCUCCACUAGAUGCAUACCUCACGCGCUCAAAUACAUUCAACUUCAAUAAUGUCAGCGCGGGUAGCUACCUCGCUACCGUGCAUUGCCGCGACUACGCGUUUGAGCCGCUGCGCAUCGACGUCAGUAUCGAGGAGGCUGUAGAGGGCAGCGGAGAGAAAAAGGAGAUGAUCAGGGCGUGGCAGACAUUUCUGGGUAACGAGUGGGACAACAAGGGCGAGAGCAGGGGAGAAGGUGGGAACGGUUUGGUGAUUGAGGCAAGACCGCUAGCGAAGAAGUACUUUUACCAGGAGAGGCAAGGGUUCUCGCCGUUAUCCUUCUUGAAGAAUCCCAUGAUUCUCAUGGCAGUCGUGUCUAUGGGCCUGAUCUUCGGCAUGCCCAAAUUGAUGGAGAAUAUGGAUCCGGAGAUGAAAGAGGAGUUUGAGGAGAUGCAGAAGACCGGUGUCCUGGGCUCAGGAUCGACAAAUACCGCACAACAAAUACAAAAUUUCGAUCUCGCCUCAUGGAUGGCUGGCAAGACGGACUCUGGGAGUGCGGCUCAGCGCGCGUCGAAUCCCGCUACUGUUGGGCAAUCGAAGAAGCGAUAG
This is a messenger RNA of Plenodomus lingam JN3, 852 nucleotides long. NCBI's taxonomy places the organism in Eukaryota, Fungi, Ascomycota, Dothideomycetes, Pleosporales, Leptosphaeriaceae. The record is from RefSeq and is a predicted model, not a curated record.